Molecule: messenger RNA, 6546 nt
Organism: Lepidothrix coronata (blue-crowned manakin)
Lineage: Eukaryota; Metazoa; Chordata; Aves; Passeriformes; Pipridae
Gene: SETBP1
Product: SET binding protein 1
Exons: 7
Coding region: 661-5502 (1613 amino acids)
Molecular function (GO): DNA binding
Source: RefSeq, a predicted model, not a curated record
UUUUUUUCCUUUUCAUUUUAUUUUGGAUCCUGCUAAAAUUAGUCGGGACUGGUCUGGGUGUUGCGUGUUAAUUUGAUUUACUCCGGGAUUCCGGCUUUCCAAGACGCCAUUUUCCCCCCUUUCUCGCUCUAUCACGUUCUAUUUAUCUCUCUCUCUAUCAUUUAUCUCCCGAGCUGUCUCUCCGUCUGUCUGUCCGUCCAUCUCCCUCUCCCCGGUGCCUUCCUCCUCCCCCCGCCCUCCUCCCUCUGCGCUCUGCGUGCGCUGCGCGGCCGGGCGCUCCCCUCAUCCCCAUCUGACAGAUGAACACCGCCAUGGGUUUGCCGCAACACAAGCAAAAGCACCUUUGGGGGCUGUGGCGAGGGAUUGAAACCGGGAUCUAAAAGAGAAGAGACAAGAAGGGGGGAAAUCCGAGGAAGGAGGAGGAGGAGGAGGAAGAAAGAAGAAGAAGAGGAAGCUGCUAAGAAGCCCCCGCUGCCGUUUUGGGGAUAUGGUGGCAGAUUUGGUCUCUUCUGAGCAACUUGCAGCCUCUGGGUGACCGGGACAUUGAAUUUGGUGGACAGUGACCAUUCGCUCCUUGGGAUCACAGCUGCCCUUGCUUUCCUCACCCCCUCCCGCACUCCCCUUCCCUCCAACAAAACUCCAGGGCAUUGUGGUAUUGCUAUGGAGCCCAGGGAGACUUUGAGCAGCUCCCGGCAGAGAGGAGGCGAGGCAGAUUUUCUGCCUGCUGCUGUCACCUCCACGAAGCCUCCUCCUGUCUCCAGCUGCGCAGGGGAGACGAUGCUGCCUGCAGCAGGCUCGGGGAAGGGGAUCCCAGUGAGCAGUGAGAGGCUGGAGCCAGAGGAAGAGGAUGAGCUGGGUUCUGGAAGAGACGUGGAUUCCACUUCCAAUGCGGACAGCGAGAAGUGGGUGGCAGGAGAUGGCCUGGAGGAGCAGGAGUUUUCCAUCAAGGAGGCAAACUUCACAGAGGGGAGUUUAAAGCUAAAGAUCCAGACCACCAAGAGAGCGAAGAAGCCCCCAAAGAACCUGGAGAACUAUAUUUGCCCUCCCGAGAUCAAAAUCACCAUCAAGCAGUCUGGGGAGCAGAAGCUUUCUAGAACUGGGAAAAACAGCAAAACAGCUAAAGAGGAGGACAGAUCACACUCCAAAAAGAAGGGAAAAGUCAUUGGAGAUGCAAAACUGCUUAUGAGUUGUGGUUGCAGAAAAGGGAAAAAUUCUCAAGUGAAAGACUCAGAUCAGAGUCAGAUGAAGAAUUUGGGAAGAGAGUGUGGGUUCCCUGUGCAGAGUCCAGUGACGAAAUCUGUGAACAAGGUUUAUGACAGGCCACAGAAACAUUCUGCUCUGCACUAUGAUUCGGGCCUUCAACAAGACUUCACCAGUGACACCUUAAAAUCAAAGCACCAGCAAAAAAGUAGCAACCAGCACCAUCUUGACUGGUCAGCGAGCCCCGAUACCGGAUCCGCUUCUCAAAGUUGUUUCAUCAACACAGAACCCAGCAGGGAAGCAGUUAGUGCCACCAAGGUCUCUGCUCUGGAGCCAGGAGUUCCCUUCAGCAAAUCCCAGGCCAAAAAGUCCUGCAGCAGCAGCAGCACGUGGGGGCAGCUGUCAGUCAGUAGUAAAGAGCUUGGUAUUUGCAGUGCAGUCCCGUCACCCAGCGGCAUCAGCGUGGCCGCCCAGCCGAGCAGUGCCUCCGACUGCAGUGGGCUUUUGCCUCUUGGGGAUCCAGAGGGAGGUGUGCAGCUGGAGGCCCCUGACCAGCCCGCUGGAAGUACGAAGAAGAAGUCCAACAAAAAGGACUUGAUAAGUCAGACCAUCCAUACCACGGACAUGGAGUGGGUGAAGAGUGCCCAGAAAGCAUUUGACAGCAAAUCCCAUGACAGCAUGGAAGGGAAAAAGGAGUCUUACUCGAUGGACAGCUUGUUGGAUACAUCACCCUCAAAGCAGAAUCCCAUUUCUGCUAGCAGUUGUGAAAGUGACACCAGUCAUGUACGAAUUACUAUCCCAAUAAAGUCUCCGACGACAGAUGCAUCUGGCCACAAAAGGAAAAAAAGGCAAUCCAUAAAAUCUUCUAUAGAGAAAACUAUCCAGGAGAAAAGUCUGCCUUCUGUACUUACUAUGAGCAGUGAAAUAGCAAACAGGACUAGCUCUCAAUCAGAGGCGAGUAAAAAAGAUCUUCGAGCCUCAAAGCCGGGGAAAGUGAUAGAAAACGAGUCCCCAUUAGUAUCUAUUGACAGCAGUGUGUUCACUGACAAAGCUUCCCCCAACAGUGCCGCCAGAGUCAGAAAACCUCUAGCAGUGACAUCCACUCUCCUGCCCACCGACCUUUCCACAGCUGGCAAAUUAUCUGAAGUCCAGCACCCCAAACACGCAGCUAAGCGGCGAUGGACCUGCAGCAAACCUAAAUCUAUCCUUCGGGAGGCCUCCAUGACAACAUCUGAGAAGCUGAUGGUGGAGCCUCCCUCAGCCUAUCCCAUCACACCAUCCAGCCCUCUGUACACCAAUACAGACAGUCUUACUGUGAUCACGCCUGUCAAGAAAAAAAGAGGACGACCAAAGAAACAGCCUUUGCUCACUGUUGAGACCAUUCACGAGGGAACCUCCACCAGCCCAGUGAGUCCAAUCAAUCGUGAAUUUCCAGGAACAAAGAAAAGGAAGAGGAGAAGGAAUCUGGCCAAGUUGGCCCAGAUGGUCCCAGGAGAGGACAAGUCCAUCAGUGAACUUAAGUUUCACAAAAAGGUCGGGAAGCUUGGAGUCUUGGAUAAGAAGACCAUCAAGACCAUUAAUAAAAUGAAAACUCUUAAGAGGAAGAAUAUUCUCAAUCAGAUCUUGUCCUCCUGCUCCAGCAGCAUAGCUCUGAAAGCAAAAGUCCAGCCACCAUCUAGUGCUGGGCCAACCACCAUUGAUGCCAGACUAGGGAAGCAGAUCAAUGUUAGCAAGAGGGGGACUAUCUACAUUGGUAAAAAACGAGGCAGAAAGCCAAGGGCAGAGCUGCAGACUCAGCCAGAAGAACCUAAGACAGCCAUCAAGCACUCAAGGCCUGUUUCCAGCCAGCCAGAAAACCCAGCAGUGCCUUCCAACCUGCAGUCACUUGUGGCAUCGUCACCAGCAGCUAUUCAUCCGCUUUCGACACAGGUAGUGGGGACUAACGGCAACCUUAGCCCUGCAAGCACUGAAACAAAUUUUUCAGAGUUAAAAACUAUGCCAAAUCUUCAACCUAUCAGUGCUCUUCCUACAAAAACCCAGAAAGGAAUGCACAGUGGAACUUGGAAGCUGUCUCCACCCAGGCUAAUGGCUAAUUCACCUUCCCACCUCUGUGAAAUAGGUUCUCUGAAAGAAGUCACGCUGUCGCCAGUGAGCGAGUCUCACAGCGAGGAAACCAUCCCGAGCGACAGUGGGAUAGGUACAGACAACAACAGCACCUCUGACCAGGCCGAGAAAAGCUCAGAGUCCCGCCGGAGAUACUCCUUUGAUUUCUGCACCCUGGACAAUCCAGAGGCUAUCCCAUCUGACACCAGCACAAAGAACAGGCAUGGUCACCGGCAGAAGCAUCUCAUUGUGGAUAACUUUCUCUCUCAUGAGAGUAUUAAAAAGCCAAAGCACAAGAGGAAAAGGAAAAGCCUGCAGAACAGAGAUGACCUCCAGUUUCUGGCAGACCUUGAGGAACUCAUCAAUAAGUUCCAAGUGUUCAGGAUUUCCCAUAGAAGCUAUACAUUUUAUCAUGAAAAUCCAUAUCCCAGCAUCUUCAGGAUUAAUUUUGAUCACUACUACCCUGUGCCAUAUAUCCAGUAUGACCCAUUGCUCUAUCUUCGCAGGACCUCUGACAUGAAGUCUAAGAAGAAGCGUGGUAGACCUGCCAAAACCAAUGACACCAUGACAAAGGUGCCUUUUUUACAAGGGUUCGGUUACCCUAUUCCCAGUGGGAGUUACUAUGCACCCUAUGGAAUGCCUUACACAUCAAUGCCUAUGAUGAAUCUUGGUUACUACGGUCAGUACCCAGCUCCUUUGUACCUGUCUCACACGCUCGGAGCGGCUUCCCCAUUUAUGAGACCUACCGUGCCCCCACCCCAGUUCCAUGCAAGCUCUCAUAUGAAGAUGUCCACCACUGCCAAACACAAAGCGAAACACGGAGUGCACCUACAAACCCCUGUGGGAAUGGGCCUUGGAGACAUGCAGUCCCCUUUAGCUCCUCCAAAGGUUGGAGGGACGAGCCUUUCAAGUGGCCGACUUCACAAAAGGAAACACAAACAUAAGCACAAGCAUAAGGAUGAGCGGAUACUGGGGACACAUGAAGAUCUGAGUGGUCUCUUCGCCAGCAAGUCCACUGGCUUCUCCAGCCAUGCCAUGAAUGAAAGGCUGAGUGGCUCAGACAAAGACCUCUCCUUGCUCAACGAGAAAAGCAAGCAUAAGGAGAAGCAGAAGCACCAGCAUUGUGAAACCGGGCACAAAGGCUCAAAGAGUAACUUUGAAGUGGAUACACUGUCUACAUUAUCACUUUCUGAUACCCAGCAGUGGUCACAGAGUAAAGAUAAAAACGACUCAAGCAGUGAUCCCAUUGACUCUUGCACAAAGAGAUACUCUGGUAAUACUGAGAGUAAUGGAAGGUCAGAGUCCCUGGACAUGUUUGGUGAAAUGAAUUCCUCAAGUGAGAAGCGGGACAAUGAUGCAAGUGGGAAUAAAAGAAGAAGCUUUGAAGGGUUUGGAACUUACAGGGAAAAGGACAUUCAGCCCUUCAGGACAAAUAAGAAGGACAGAAGUACUUACGAUUCUUCAGCCUCUUCAGGUAUUGCAGGUCCCCACUUAAAAGCAGACCAGACUUCACUUCAUGGUAAAAUGGAAAGUUCUGCCUGUAACGUGAUGACCAGAAGGAAACCAGCAGCUGUUGACAGUGUUGCAAUGCCAAGUCCAGUAUUAUCUCUCCUACCUUCAUCAGCAGCAACAUCUGAAGCAGCCAGCUCACCACUGAAGAAAAGGUUCAAGCGCCGUGAAAUCGAAGCAAUCCAGUGCGAGGUGCGCAAGAUGUGCAACUACACCAAGAUCCUGUCCACGAAGAAGAACCUGGAUCAUGUGAACAAGAUCCUGAAAGCCAAGCGGCUGCAGAGACAAUCAAAGACAGGCAAUAACUUCGUCAAGAAGCGGAGGGGUCGUCCUCGGAAGCAACCCCUUUCCUUCGACGAAGACUCCAGAGACCAAAUGCCCGUUCUGGAAAAAUGCAUUGACCUUCCCAGCAAAAGAGGUCAGAGACCAACACUCAAUCCUUUGAUAUUGGAGCAAGCAGCCACUCAAGAUACUAUCAUGGCCACCAUCGAGGCUGUCAUACAUAUGGCUCGAGAGACACCACCCCUGCCACCUCCUCUUCCUCCUCCACCCCCUCCGCUCCCUCUCCCUCUAUCCCGGGCACCCCGGGUUGGGAAAAGAAAAAACAAGUCCCCACAGGAGGAAGAGGAGGACGUGAAAGUGAAGCGGUACCGGAAGGGCAGGGGGAGCGAAAGUGAAGGCCUUCCCUAAGGCCGGGGCACCUCGUCGGACGUCGGGUGCCAGUGGCGGAGCACGCCAGGGCGGAGGGACGGGAGGCACGCUGUCCAUUUGGCCCCUUUGGCAGCACCAGACUCACCCGUCCCUCCAGCAGCCAGAACUCAUUGCAGAGAGCUCUGCCAGCCGGGGCGCGCAUCUUCCUCUUCAUCGCUUUGACCCAAGCCCGCCCCCCAAGGGAAGAGGGGGAAAGGGUACGGGGAAAGGUGGGGGAUAAAGGGGAGGGGGAUGUGUGUGAAAGCUGGUAAAAAAGCAUCUAAACUCUGCAGAGUUUCCAAAAUUAAUCUAAAUCUCAGCAUUGCUGUUCUCAUACCGUACCCGGAGGCGGGAGGUCAUCCUCGCAGAGAGCUGAACGUUGUCACUGGGGGCGGCGUGCUCGACUCUGAUUCUGUUUAGCAGGCCAGGUGAAACUAAGAGUAACUUUACCAUAGCAGAAAUCACUGUAAAAAAAAAAAAAAAGAAAAAAAGAAAGAAAGAAAGAAAGGAAAAAAACCCUACAAAAAAUAGUGUAAUUUUCUCAACUGUGAUAUGGGUUAUAAUCUGUCUGAAUUUUAUUUUUUUUUCCAGUUUUACAUACCUACCAGGCUUUGGGACAGCAUAACCCAAAGUGCCUGACUCCUGCUAUAUGAAGAACUAUAUGUCUCUUUCUCAUUUACUUGCCUAGUUACUAGCUGCAAUAUAGGCAAUAGAAAAUUAGAGCCUUACACGCGUGCACACUCAUUCCGAGUGCUAUCCCAAGGACCGACGGAAUAUCACAGCAUUUAAAAUAAGGUAUACAUGGAUAUUCAGUUACUAUAGCAUGUUUAUAUGAAGCAACUUGGCAAUGGCAUGUGAAAAAGGGGUCAUCCAUCAGCCAAGUUGUUUUGAUGCUCGGUACAUAUGAGUAGAGAACAGCAAGACACUUCUGGGGAAUAUAGUUAUAGUAAACAUGGACAAAAUCACCAAAAAAAUAAUAUAAAAACAUAAAAGAAAAAAAAAAAAAGAACUUAAAAAAUUGACUAAAAAGACAGGGCCCAAACC